Molecule: messenger RNA, 3510 nt
Organism: Misgurnus anguillicaudatus (oriental weatherfish)
Lineage: Eukaryota; Metazoa; Chordata; Actinopteri; Cypriniformes; Cobitidae
Product: thrombospondin type-1 domain-containing protein 4
Biological process (GO): extracellular matrix organization; proteolysis
Cellular component (GO): extracellular matrix
Molecular function (GO): metalloendopeptidase activity
Source: RefSeq, a predicted model, not a curated record
UUAUUGGACUGAGAAACACAUUUACAGUAGAGAGCUCCCGUGCGCGUGACAGUGCUUCAUGAUGGAUUUUAUCGACGCUAUCAGACGCGUGGAAUGUUGCGCUGAAUUACGCGCGUCGCGACGCGUCAGGGUCGCGCGACGCUUUCACCGUUAGAACCGCUGGAGCUCAACGGGUACCACAUUAACCUUUACCAUGUUUUACCAGAUCUGAUCUCUGUUAUCAGAAUGAGAAGUGAAGAUCUCAGCAUCAGAGUUGUUAUUGUGAUGGUUUUCCUGUGGCCCGUUCUCGAGUGUCAUCAUGAAGAAAACCAAAGAAAGAUCCGGUCUGCAGCUGAUCCUCAAUCGUCAGGGUCGUGGGGAUCCUGGGGUCCGUGGCGGGACUGUUCACGUUCCUGUGGUGGAGGACUUCAGGAACAGACCAGAGUUUGUUUGCCUCAUCACAGUCUUCAGUCUUCUGUAAAUCCAGCUCAACAGACGGGGAACGGUCACACAUGGAUACCACCGAACAGACCCGCAGCAGAGAGCUCGGGUUUAAAUCCACCCAGACCAAGAGACCAGAGACCGCUGGGUGGACUGAGGAAAUCCAACAUCAGUCCAGGCACCUACGCUUACGGCAGAACAUCUUUACAGAAAGAUUUCACGUCCAAGCACAGACAGAGACGCUCUGCAUCAAACAUCUCACGUCACAGAGCCAGGACGCAUCAUAGGAACGUAAACACGCGUCAGCACCCGGCCCGGGUUCACAUACAGCAGCCCGGUGUAACCCAGACCACAGCGACAUCACUGCUAACCAGACACAACGCUCCUCUCCCAAACACCUCCUGUCCUGGAUCACCAAUCCAACACAAGAUCUGUAACAUCAUGGCCUGUCCGUCAUCAAGCAGACCAAUCAGAGAGCUGCAGUGUUCUGCGUUUAACACACGCCCCUUCAUGGGUCGACUGUAUGAAUGGGAACCUUUUCAUGACGGUGAUAAUGAAUCGGACUGUCAGCUCAACUGUCGUGCCGUCGGCUUUCGUUUCUACGUCCGUCAAUCUGAUGACAUCAUUGAUGGGACUCCAUGUGAACAGAACAACUCGUCUGUAUGUGUGGCUGGAAAGUGUGAGACGGUGGGCUGUGAUGAUCUGGUGUCUUCAGUGAAGGUUCGUGAUAGAUGUGGUGUCUGUGCUGGAGAUGGCAGAACCUGUAAGCUGAUCUCAGGUCUGUUCCAGCACAGCCUCUCUAAAGUGGGUUACCACAAGAUCGUGGAGAUCCCUCUGGGUGCUACUAAAAUAAACAUCACAGAGAUGGUGAAGAGUAGAAACUAUCUGGCUCUGCGCAGCCGGUCUGGCCGAUCCAUUAUUAAUGGAAACUGGGCCAUUGACCGUCCAGGAAUGUACGAGGGAGUAGGAACCAUGUUCACAUACAGACGACCCAACGAGAUCACCAGCACCGCAGGAGAAUCCUUCUUGGCCGAAGGACCCACCAAUGAGAUCCUGGAUGUUUAUAUGAUCUACCAGCAGCCCAAUCCAGGCGUUCAUUAUGAGUUCCUCAUGCCUUCAGAGAACCCUGGAGACCCUCAGCGUGACGUAAAUGUUAUAAACAGAGAGUCUGGUUCUGAUCCGAUCGGCCGGAAGGGUCCAGAGGAACGUGAGCGGUCAGGUGUGAACAGGAAUCCAAAUAAUCAGUUACCUGCUGCUCCUCACCCACAAACACCUAAAGAAUACAACUGGAAACUCACCGGCACCACAGACUGCAGCGCCUCCUGUGGCAGAGGUAGCAGGUACGGCGUUUUCAGCUGCGUCCAUCGCAUAACGCACGCGCAGGUGUCGAGCGGUCUGUGUGACAGCAGUACAAAACCCAGCCAGCAGGAGGAGCCCUGUAACGUUCAACCGUGCCCGGCAUUCUGGGAUAUCGGCGAGUGGUCCGAGUGCAGUAAAACCUGCGGUCUGGGAACGCAGCAUCGUCAGGUUCUGUGUCGUCAGAUGUACGCCAACCGCACUUUAACCGUGCACGGCAGUCGAUGUCAUCACCUGGAACGACCGGAGAUCAGCAGCACCUGUCAGCUGAAGAUCUGCAGCGAGUGGCAGAUUCGCUCGGAGUGGAGUCCCUGUUCAGUGCCCUGUGGUGUAGGUCAGCGGUCACGGCAGGUGCAUUGUGUCAGUAAUGUUGGUGAUAUUGUGGAGGAUGAGGAGUGCAACAUGCAGCUUCGCCCCGGUGAUGUGGAGAACUGUGAUGUGGGUCCGUGUACAAAAAGCUGGUUCUUCAGUGAUUGGGGUUCUCAGUGUUCUGCAGAGUGUGGCGUGGGCAUGCGGACACGCAAUGUUUUGUGUCUCACCAAUCACAUCAGUAGUUUGCCUCUGGAGGGUUGUGGAUCUGAGCGCCCCCCCGAGGUGCAAGCCUGUAACAACGGCCCAUGUGAGAGUCGCACGGAGUGGUUUGCUGGACCCUGGAGUCAGUGCUCGGCGGAGUGUGGCCCCGGCGGACAGCAGAGGGCAGUAGUGUGUUUGAUGAGAUCAGAUGAGGGCUUUACUGUGAUGCCCCCGUAUGAAUGUUCAUCUCUGGACAAACCUCUCAGCCAACAGAGCUGCUUCAUCAAAACCUGUGGAGCCAUGUGGUACCACACAGACUGGAGCCCGUGCUCAAAGUCGUGUGAUGGUGGUUACCGUGUGCGAGAGGUGCGCUGUAUCUCUGAUCACAUGAUCACCACUGACAGCUGUGAGGAAACAUCAAAGCCACACGUGAAAGAGAUCUGUAACCCUGAGCCCUGCCUUCCUGUGAUUGAUGAGAAAUGCAGAGAUAAAUAUUUCAACUGUAAUGUGGUGGUCCAGGCGCGUCUCUGCGUGUAUGAUUAUUAUAAGAUGGCGUGUUGUGCCUCCUGUAGACGUGUAGAGCAGAAGAUGUCUGGACAGCGACGACACAGAUAAAGUCCAUGAAGGUCACAUCAGAAGAUCUCAUCACUGCAAGAUAACAGAGACGACUGUGUGUGAAGAGCAUCUGAAGAACAGAAGAGAUGUUCAUGAUCAGAUGAUUGAACUACAGAGGAGAGAUAGACAGUAACUCUUUAUAUGAUGCUCAUCUGAUGAAGAACAUCAGCAUCACUUCUGAGAGUCAGACUCUUAUUAUUGAUCUCCAGUGGGUUCCUCUGAACACAUCAACAUGUUGUGAUACCUCAAUACUGAAGAAACAUUCACACUGCGUUUAUUGCAGGAGUAAAUACUGGAUGUGAAUCACUCAAUAAACCUGUCAGGUUUAGUGUAGUCACAAACCAUAGCAGUGAUUCACAGCUGUAAAUAACAAUCCAUUUGCCGUUAAAGAUUUUUCACAAAGAAAUUUAACAACUGCUUUAACCAAUGGUAUUGUCAUCCAGCUAUUUUUUGCAAAUUAUUUUAAGAAACACGUUUUAUUUUUUGUCUUUAUCCUGCUAUUAUAAACAGUGCUCUCUCUUUCUACUUAUGUGUAUUUAUAUUGUACACACAAUCAGAAUUGUCAACAUCUUCAUAUAUAAAACUAAAGGCCAGUCCUAAUAUAUA